GCGAGCUAGGGCGAGAUGAGCAGCCGCCGCCACCACGUCUGCUCGCCGGCGGCCUCGCCGCUGGAAGUCGACGACCUCCUCCGCGAGGUCCUGCUCCGCCUUCCCCCGCUGCCCUCCUCGCUCCCGCGCGCGUCCCUCGUCUGCAAGCGCUGGCGCCGCCUCGUCUCCGACCCCGGCUUCGUCCGCCGAUUCCGCCUCCGCCACCACAGCAACCCUCCUCUCCUCGGGUUCUUCGACAGAUUCGACGGCCUCUCCUUCCUGCCCACUCUGGAGGCCCCCAAUCGCGUUCCUCGCGACCGCUUCUCCUUCCAGUGCCCCGACCGCCCCAGAUCCCUCGGAUGCCGCGAUGGCCUCAUGCUCCUCUUCCUCCGUGACCGUCUCCAGGUCCUGGUGUGGGACCCCCUCACCGGCGACCAGCACCGCGUUGCCAUCCCUGCGGCGUUCGAUACCAAGAGAACCCUGACCAAUGGGGCGGUUCUUCGCGCUGCCGGAGACGCCCCACACUUCCGGGUGGCCUUGGUUGUCGCAGAUGGCGACGACGAGAAGCAUAUACAAGCGCUCGCCUGUGUUUACUCGUCGGAGACCGGCCUGUGGGGAAAUCUGAUCUCCACACCGGUUCCGUACCAGGCUUCCGAUAGUCUAUACAGUAUCCCCACCAUGGUUUAUACAGAUGACGCUGUGCUGGCUGGAGGUUCCCUUUACUGGAAGCUUGCUGGGAAUAUGGUUGGAGCUCUCGAGUUUGAUUUGGAGAAGCAGACUCUAGCUGUGAUACGGGUGCCACUGCAUUUUUAUGGCCAGUGGAAGAGCUUCAAGGUUAUGCGGGCCGAGGGUGGCGGGAUGGGUUUCCUCGUCGUCUCUAGCUCUGACUACACCGCCAAGUUAUGGAAGAGGAAGAUUGAUUGUCAAGGUGUUGCUUCAUGGGAGCUUGGAAGGACUAUUGAACUAGACAAGCUACUUUCCCUGAAAUCGAAUGAGAAAGGGCCCCUUGAGAUACUAGGGUUUGCUGAGCAGAAUAAUGUGAUGUUUCUGUGGACAGUUAUCGGCGUCUUCAUGAUCCAGCUGGGGUCAUUGGAGUUCAAGAAUCUUUAUAAUACCAUGGCCUUUUCUUACUACCAUCCAUUUGAAAGUGUCUAUAGUGCAGGAACAUGUGUUUCUGGUGGACACGACAGGGCUGAGCUUUUGGUCAAUACGUAAGAUGAUUGUCCGUUGGAUAUGCUGUUUGAUCUACUAAUUGAGCAGGUAUCUCGAGCUACAUUCUGGUGAAUGAAAUGAAGAAAUGGGUUGUUGGCUCUAAGGUAGGCUCUUGUAAUUUGUAUGUCGGACCUUCAGAUUGACCCUCUAUGUAGCAUGCACCGGUCUGUACGCUGCUGUGAAGUGCACCUGUAGGAAUUAAUUGCUUAAUUUGACAACCUGCCUCGAUUAUCUAGUUUCUGUAUGCAUCAGUCAGCUGGCAUGAUGGUUGAUGGCACAUUUACUUGCUUUGGUUGAUGAGUAGUUACCCUGUGUUUCAUUUAA
Molecule: messenger RNA, 1515 nt
Organism: Hordeum vulgare subsp. vulgare (domesticated barley)
Lineage: Eukaryota; Viridiplantae; Streptophyta; Magnoliopsida; Poales; Poaceae
Exons: 3
Coding region: 16-1194 (392 amino acids)
Molecular function (GO): protein binding
Source: RefSeq, a predicted model, not a curated record